CGGCUCCAACGGAAAUGGCGGUUCUGUCUUCUCUCUACGAUGCCAUCCUCUCUCCGAGCCCAUAUAAAAUCCCGCUACCGCCAUACCUUAGCUCAGCUCAAAACUCUUCUCGAUUCUCUUCUCCGUUUCCUCUCAGCAUUGAACCCAAUGGCGGAGAUUCGCCAGAGUUCAAACUCCGAGGACGAUCCUCCCAUUCCUCCGCCUUUCGAUCCCUCAAUCCCCUCAGUUCCGAUUUCUUACGCGCUGAAGACUCUAGAAGAGCUCGAAUCCAGAUCCUACUUCGAAUCCUUCCACUUCCCGUUCAACAAGGCCUCCGUCAAGCUCCCUGCAGCUUCCUCCGGCCUGCUUCCGCAACGGCCAAGGCUUCUGGUUUGCCACGACAUGGCGGGAGGAUACGGUGAUGAUAAGUGGGUGCAGGGAGGUACAAAUCCCGAUGCGUAUGGUAUAUGGCAUUGGUAUUUGAUGGAUGUAUUUGUUUAUUUCUCCCACAGUUUGGUUACUCUUCCUCCUCCUUGCUGGACAAACACCGCUCAUAAGCAUGGAGUUAAGGUUCUAGGGACAUUUAUAAUGGAGUGGGAAGAAGGGAGAAAUCUUGCCAAAAAACUACUCUCAACAAAGGAAUCAACUUUAAUGUAUGCAGAGAGACUAACUGAGCUUGCUGUUGCUCUAGGCUUUGAUGGCUGGCUGAUUAACUUGGAAGUUGAGAUCGAUGUUGGACAACUCCCUAACUUGAUAGAAUUUGUCAACCAUUUGACCCAGGCCAUGCACUCAUUAGUCCCCGGAUCUUUGGUUAUAUGGUAUGAUAGUGUUACCACUGAUGGUAAACUUAUUUGGCAAGAUCAGUUAAAUGAAAAAAAUAAGCCGUUUUUUGAUGUAUGUGAUGGAAUAUUUGUGAACUAUUCAUGGAAGGAAACUUACCCUAUGGAGUCAGCUUCUGUUGCUGGGGAGAGAAAGUUUGAUGUGUAUAUGGGAAUUGAUGUUUUUGGAAGAAAUACUUAUGGAGGUGGACAAUGGACGACAAAUGUGGCCCUUGAUGUGAUUAAGAAACACAAUGUUUCGGCAGCCAUAUUUGCUCCUGGAUGGGUUUAUGAGACUAACCAGCCACCUGAUUUUCAGACCGCUCAAACUCGUUGGUGGGGACUUGUUGAGAAAUCCUGGGGAAUCUCACAGACUUACCCCCAAGUUCUUCCGUUCUACUCAAACUUUGAUCAGGGUCAUGGUUACCAUGUUUUUGUUGAUGGGGUGAAAGUACUGGACGCUCCUUGGAACAACAUUUCUUCCCAAAGCUUCCAACCAUUCCUUACUUCUGGAGAACUUACAGCUGAAAAUAUCCAAACUUUUGUUGAUUUCAAGGAAGGAUCUUAUAGUGGUGGAGGGAGCAUCACAUUCAGGGGAACUCUUGAUGACAGUUAUCAUUUCAAAACAAAAUUAUUUGAGGGGAAGCUUCGUUUGGGAAAGUCACCACUCAACUUCACAUAUUCAGUAAAAUCAAGUGGGAGUUCUCUACUAGGACUUUACCUUGAUCUCUUCUCAUCCAAUUCUGAGAAGAAAACGUCCAUUUUGUUAGCAUCGGGCACAGACUCCUUGCUUACACACAA
Messenger RNA from Cuscuta europaea, 1598 nucleotides. The record is from the annotation of a GenBank genome assembly. Lineage: Eukaryota; Viridiplantae; Streptophyta; Magnoliopsida; Solanales; Convolvulaceae.